Molecule: messenger RNA, 1503 nt
Organism: Kwoniella mangroviensis CBS 8507
Lineage: Eukaryota; Fungi; Basidiomycota; Tremellomycetes; Tremellales; Cryptococcaceae
Exons: 12
Coding region: 1-1503 (500 amino acids)
Biological process (GO): pantothenate import across plasma membrane
Cellular component (GO): plasma membrane
Molecular function (GO): pantothenate transmembrane transporter activity
Source: RefSeq, a predicted model, not a curated record
AUGAACAAGCUUCAGAUAAAGGUGGAAACCUUCCUAUGGGGUAAACCGCCCUCCGACCGGAAAGAGAGAAAGUUGUUAUUGAAGUUGGACUUGGUCAUAUUGUCCUAUGUCUGUUUAUCCUAUUUGGACAGAGCAAAUCUUGCUAAUGCUUAUACGACUGGAAUGAAAGAAGAUUUGAACUUCAAAGGAAAUGAUUAUACCUAUGCUGGCUCGAUGUUCACCGCCGGAUACGUUAUCGGACAAUGGCCCUCUGCCUUGAUCCUGUCGUCUGGACGUAUCUCCCCUAGAUUUUGGUUCCCGUUCUGUAUGGUAGCUUGGGGUUUAUGUACACUUGGUACUGCCUGGGCUAAAACACCACAUCAAGUCUGGGGUAUACGUUUUACUCAAGCCUUAUUCGAAGCUUCUACAUUUAGUGGUACUCAUUAUAUCUUGGGUUCAUGGUACAAAGAUCACGAGUUGGGUAAACGAAGUGCAGUGUUCGCAACUGCCGCUCAAAUGGGCACUCUGUUCUCCGGUAUCAUGCAAGGUGGAAUCAUUUCAAACCUAGAUGGUAAAAAUGGUUUGGAAGGAUGGCAAUUCCUCUUCAUCAUUGAUUUUGCCAUUACUAUCCCUAUCGCGAUUUAUGGAUUCUUGAUGUUCCCCGGUACACCCCAUACCACCAAGGCCUUCUGGUUAACAGAGGAAGAGAGGGAGAUGUGUCUACGUCGACUACCCCAUACGGAUCACGUCAAGAUGACACCUAAAACUUUGGGUAAAUCAAUCAAGAAGAUGUUGUCCGACUGGAGAUGGUAUCUGUUCACUGCUCUAUUUACCGUCUCAGCUACUAGUUUUGAGAAAGUUGGAGUUUACACGGAAUUCAAUCUUUGGUUGAAAAGUGCUGGGUACUCAAAACAACAAAUCUCAUACUACCCCUCAAUCUUCACUGCCAUGGCUAUUCUUUCGACGUACAUCCUAACCCUUAUAUCUGAUCAAACUCGAAAUCGAUUCAUCAUCAAUCCGAUAAUGUACCUUGCGGUUUUCAUCAGCAGUGUGAUGUUACUCAAUUGGAACCAUCUAAAUAAAGGCGCUCAUUUCUUUGCCUAUAUCAUUGGUGGUUUGGGUUAUGCCGGUCAAGCUUCCAACUUCGCUUGGGCCAACGAAAUGUGUAGGGACGAUGAUGUGUUACGAUCGAUUACUCUAUUUUCUAUGAACCGGAAUCUAUGGUAUCAGAUCGUCGCAUGGCCAGUCGUCGAAGCUCCUAGAUUUAGAAAUGGUCAAAUCGCGACUCUAGUCACAGGUGCAGCCUCAGUCGCGAUUGCUGUCGCCAUCGUAUAUUGCUCUAGGAAAUAUCCUCCGGCUUUACCCUCGGCUGAGAUCGUAGAGAUCGAUGGCAAGUUGACCGACGUUACUCAUAACACUCACACAACGAGUAACGUAAGUAAUCAUGGAGAAGGGGAAGGUGAUAUCGAAAGCAAAGACGUAGAGAAUUUACAUGGAGCUAUAUCGGCUGUCAAGCAUGUGUAG